UGGGCGCUGCACCGGCGGGCGGCCCGCGGUGCCUCGGCGGCUCCGGCAUCCAGAGCGGCGCGGGAGGGAGGGACGAUGAACCUGGAGCGGCUCAGGAAGCGAGUGCGGCACUACAUCGACCAGCAACAGUAUCAAAGUGCCCUGUUUUGGGCUGACAAAGUAGCUUCACUCUCUCAUGAGGAACCACAGGAUAUCUAUUGGUUGGCCCAAUGUCUUUACCUAACAGCUCAGUAUCAUAGGGCAGCGCACGCCCUUCGAUCACGGAAGUUGGAUAAGUUGUAUGAGGCAUGUCGCUACCUUGCAGCUAGAUGUCAUUAUGCUGCAAAGGAGCAUCAACAGGCCUUGGAUAUCCUUGAUAUGGAGGAGCCAAUCAACAAACGACUUUUUGAAAAGUACUUGAAGGAUGAAAGUGGGUUGAAAGAUUCUACCACAGACUGGGAAAUGUCGCAGUCCUCAAUCAAGAGCUCUAUAUGCCUUUUACGAGGGAAGAUCUAUGAUGCUUUGGAUAAUAGAACCCUGGCAACUUACAGCUACAAAGAGGCCUUGAAGCUUGAUGUUUACUGCUUUGAAGCAUUUGAUCUUCUAACAUCGCACCAUAUGCUGACAGCACAGGAAGAAAAAGAACUGCUUGACUCUCUACCUCUUAAUAGACAAUGCACAGAAGAAGAAAAGGAAUUGCUUCACUUUUUAUUUGAGAAUAAAUUGAAAAAAUAUAAUAAACCCAGUGAAACAGUGAUUCCUGAAUCAGUAGAUGGUCUUCAGGAAAACCUGGAUGUGGUAGUAUCCUUAGCAGAAAGGCAUUAUUACAACUGUGACUUCAAAAUGUGUUACAAGCUUACUUCAGUAGUGAUGGAAAAAGAUCCCUUCCAUGCAAAUUGUUUACCUGUACAUAUAGGGACACUUGUGGAGCUUAACAAAGCAAAUGAGCUUUUCUAUCUUUCUCACAAACUGGUGGACUUGUACCCAAAUAAUCCUGUGUCAUGGUUUGCAGUAGGAUGCUAUUAUCUCAUGGUUGGCCACAAAAAUGAACAUGCUAGAAGAUAUCUCAGCAAAGCUACUACACUGGAGCGAACCUAUGGCCCUGCGUGGAUAGCAUAUGGACAUUCAUUUGCAGUGGAGAGUGAGCAUGACCAAGCAAUGGCUGCAUACUUCACAGCUGCACAGCUCAUGAAAGGAUGUCAUUUGCCGAUGCUCUAUAUUGGACUGGAAUAUGGUUUGACCAACAACUCCAAGUUGGCCGAACGGUUCUUCAGCCAAGCUUUAAGCAUUGCACCUGAAGAUCCUUUUGUUAUGCAUGAAGUUGGAGUGGUAGCAUUUCAAAAUGGAGACUGGAAAACUGCAGAAAAGUGGUUCCUUGAUGCAUUGGAAAAAAUCAAAGCUAUUGGAAAUGAGGUAACAGUUGAUAAGUGGGAGCCUUUAUUGAACAACUUAGGACAUGUCUGCAGAAAACUCAAGAAGUAUGAAGAAGCACUGGAAUACCAUCGCCAGGCUCUGGUAUUAAUCCCUCAGAAUGCUUCUACUUACUCUGCCAUUGGCUACAUACACAGCCUGAUGGGCAAUUUUGAAAGCGCCAUCGACUAUUUCCACACGGCCCUUGGUCUCAGGCGAGAUGACACAUUUUCGGUCACAAUGCUCGGACACUGCAUAGAAAUGUACAUUGGUGAUUCCGAAGCCUAUAUUGGAACAGAGAUCAAAGACAAAUUAAGAUGUUAUGACUUUGAUGUACACACAGUGAAGACAUUAAAGAACAUAAUUUCACCCCCCUGGGAUUUCAGAGAAUUCGACAUAGAAAGACAAACUCUGGAUGAAAGUGGCAUAGUAACAUUAGAGACAUCAAAUCAAAGGAAAAGUACAGACACCAGUCGCCCAUUGGAAGAAACAUUUGAGAUUGAAAUGAAUGAAAGUGAUAUGAUGUUAGAAACAUCAAUGUCAGACCAUAGUACGUGACCAUAAAUACUGGUAGAGAGUUCAUUUUGUCUAACUGUAGUAUGUUUGUUUUAGCAUUUUUGUUAUGGUGUUGUACUCUCAUGAAUUUGCUAUUUUUUAUAUGAAUUCAAACUACUGUGUACUUAACACCGGGAAUUUUAUUGUUCCUACUUUAUAAAUAUUCCUUUCCUGACAGCACUGUCAUGAAUUCCCAUCUGAAUCAAGAAGACCUCAUUGCAUCGAUGCAGGUCAUAUGCAUAGUUGGAAUCCAGAGUAUUGGCUAUUUUGCACAUGCCUAUGUAUUACUGAACAUGAAUUCAAGUUUUAGACACAACUGCACUUUGGAAUUCAAGGGUAUCAAGGGACGAAAAGCUUGGGGAGGAGUCUGUAUUUUAUCAGCAAUUGCACACACUCUCACUGUGAAAAUCUGUUGGGUCCUGGUGAUCCCAUUGCUUUUCUAUGAAGACCAGCACAGUAGAGUAGAGAAGUUGGGUUCUGUCCCAGUGACAAUGGGAAUUGUGCUGUGGUUCCACCAAGGGAACUGGAGAUGCCCAAAUUUCUCUUCCAUGUGUUAGAAAAUAUGGAUUGGGCUUUGCAUUGAGUGCAAAAUUCAAUACCAAUCCCAUAUAUUGUUAAGCAUGAGAAAAUAAGGUGAACAAAAAUGUUUUACUUCCUAUUUCUGAAACAAUUCACCCAAGUUACACAUUCUCUUGAAAAACAUAGUAUGAGCCAUGAGUCUUAAGUGCAAAAGUAUCCAAGUGGAGUGUUGGGAAAAUUAAUCAUUUAUGAAGCAUGUAUAUCUCUUGAGCAGAGUCAGGUCCCUCUUCUUCAGUGUGGCUGGCAAAAAACAGUUCAUACAAAGGGCUUUCUUUUCUUGGAACCUGGUAAUUGGGGUGUGGUGCAGGUGACUUCUUUGAGAUAAAGUAGGGAUUUUUCCUGGAAGAAUCUAUAAUGAAUGUGUCUCAACAGCUGCUCUGUUAGGCAGGUCUCUUCCUUUAAAGAAUCUUUUGAUAGUUAUUUUUACAUCUGUGCUUAUGUAUCCUGAAUUACUGUAACCAUCUCAUGGAUAAUAUGACAGCAAAGGCUUGUUGCUGCACACAGAAGGAUAUUGCAAAUAGAUUCUCAAAGAUUCUCAAGGAGCCAAACUCCUAUUUCUUUGUAUCACUAUUUUUAAUCCAGCAUAUAUAAGUCUAGUUUUCUAGUAAGACAUCAUGGCAAUUUCUAAAUGGAAGGUGGCAAAACAGUCUUCUAGAGAAUCAGGCCUUUUCUGCUGUCAGACAUGGAUAUAAAUCUUGCAUUGUUUUCCUCUGUUACUAAUUUUUUUCAUUGGCAACAUGGUUUUAAAUAUUGAUAAAAGUUCAUUUUUCUUCCUGCACUCCCCAGUUACAAUAUGAUGCCGUGUCAGCUGUGAUGGCAACACUGGCUUAUGUUAUUCCUGCCUGUAGCAAUCUACUGUGCUACUUCCUCAGCUGUGGUAGUACAAAUCCUUGUGUGGUUACACUGUGAAUGAAAUCAGGAAACUGGAACAGCAUUUUAAAAUAUUUUCUAGAUCUGAUCAAUUCUCAGGUUCAGGGAGAGCAAGCUGCUGCUGUGUUACUUGUCAUCAGUGGGGCAGAGUGGUUGGAAUGGGAGGAAACAGAUGGAAAAGUGAGAAUGGGCACUGCUGUAAGGGCAGCCUGUCGUGACAUUGUGCCUUGACAGGUAUCUGCUGAAGGUUUUUUGGCUGGCUGUUGCUGACCUUUGUUUAUUGGUAUUAAAAAUUACCUAGAAAGAAAUGUAUGCAAAGUGUCCUAGAUUGUGAAGGACUCUUUUGGAUGUCAGAGGAAUUCUUGAUACGGCUUGGCUCCAAGCCUGGCAGCUACAGUUGGGUUAGAGCUUUUGAGCUGGCUCAUGAUGUGUGUCUCAGACAGGGAAAGUUUUUCUCUCCUCUUCUUUCAAUGUUUUGACCUGCUCUUGUUCUGUCCAAAUCCCUGCCUUUGUAAUGGCAGCACCAGCUUGCCCUGGUCUUCUGCACCUCCCAUCACCUACCUUGCUCCAGUCCUGCUCUUCCCAGAUAGAGCCUGGUGCUUUUCUGGAUUAUUAUGACAUUUACCCUGGCUCUAGUUAAAUUGAGUACUGUCCUUGUCCUCGUGAGGACUUUGGUUAUUAGUUUUGGCCUGACUUGACCUCAGAUUGUUGAUUCCUGCUGCAAGCCAUUUCCAUUGCCUCACUUGGCUUCGGCUGCUGGGUACAGGGGUCCACAACUGUCAGGUUGGGUGUCUUAUAAAUAUGUCCCCAAAAGAGACGUUUUUUAUACUCUUUCUCUUCCAAUGAUUAGUUUUGUCCCAGAGUGGGGAGAUCUGAGUGUUGCCUUAAAGGUUUUCAGAACAGAUAUGAAAACCCACAAGGUAUUGUGCUAUGAAUAGCUCAAAAGUUUCUUCAUAGGUACUGCUGUCUAAAAGAUUUGAAAACAAUUAACAUGUUAUCUUAAUUGAUUAAAGCUUGGUGCUAAAUAAUG
Catharus ustulatus (Swainson's thrush) is the source of this 4423-nucleotide messenger RNA. RefSeq names its product cell division cycle 16 (gene CDC16). The coding region runs from base 76 to 1947 and encodes 623 amino acids. Gene Ontology annotation, biological process: cell division. The transcript has 18 exons. The record is from RefSeq and is a predicted model, not a curated record. Gene Ontology annotation, molecular function: protein binding. Lineage: Eukaryota; Metazoa; Chordata; Aves; Passeriformes; Turdidae.